GAGGGGGAGGAGGAGGAAGAGAAGGGCCCGGGAGCGGCGGGACCGAGGUCCGGAGGAGCGGGGACCAGCGGGGCUGCACCGCCGGACGGGAGGAUGAGGAGGGCGCUCGGUGUCCUGGCGCUGCUGGCGCUGCUGUCCCCGGGCCUGGCCUGUCCCAGCCUCUGCUCCUGCUCGGCCAAGAGGAACGGGCGGCUGCUGGCCGAGUGCGCCUACCGGGAGCUCCGCGAGGUCCCCCGGGGCUUGUCCCCCAAUGUCACCAUCCUGACGCUCUCCGCCAACCGCCUGAGCCGCCUGGGCCGAGCCUCGCUGGCCGAGGUGCCCGAGCUGCAGUCGCUGUGGCUGGGCUACAACCACAUCUCGGCCGUGGAGCCCGGCACCUUCUCGCGGCUGCCGCAGCUCAAGAACCUGGACCUGAGCCACAACCGGCUGGUGGAUUUCCCCUGGCAGGACCUGCGCGGGCUGGGAGCGCUGCAGAUCCUCAAGCUGAGCAACAACCGGCUGUCCUCGCUGCCGGCCGGGGCCCUGAGCGGCCUCCGGGAGCUGCGCUCGCUCUGGCUCAACGACAACGAGCUCACCACGCUGGCCCGCGGAACCUUCGAGGCGCUGCCGGCGCUGGCGCAGCUCCAGCUUUUCCGCAACCCCUUCAACUGCUCCUGCAAACUCUUCUGGCUCAAGGAAUGGGCCGAGGCCACCUCGGCCGUCAUCUCGGGCUCGGGCUCCACGCUGUGCGCCGCCCCGCCGAGGCUGCGGGGGAGGCCGGUCAGGGAUAUUCCCGGAGAGUUGUGCGUGGCUCCCACGGCGCAGCUGACCUACCUGUCCGGGAGCCGCGGGGAUGGGGAGAGCCGCGAGGGGCUGACGCUGAGCCUGCACUGCAGCGUGGCCGGCAGCCCCCCGCCCGAGAUCCACUGGCAGAUCCGCACGGCCGCUCGCCGCUUGGACAUCCACGGGCCCACGGUGGCCCGCGACGGAGGCGUCAAAGCGGGCGGGAGGCGCUUCCUGGCCUUCAAGAACGGCACCGUGGCCAUCCCGGAUUUCGGGAAGGAGGAUGAAGGCACCUACACCUGCCUGGCCAUCAACGAGGUGGGGACGCGCGAUGUGUCGGUCAACGUGGCGCUGUCCGGCUCCGGGAACCCGGCCGAGGAGCUGCCCAGGGAUGACCCCCAGGCCGGGCAGCCCGGAGGGAAAAGCUGCUCCAAGGGGGAUGAGCUGGAUCCAUCCGGGAUGGGAGAGAAGUUGGUCAUCGUCUACCGCCUGCCCAAGGAGGUGCGGAGCGCAGCGGCGGCGGCGGCCCGGGAAUUCCGCCCGGGAAUUUGGCCGCUGGUUCUGCUGAUGUUGCUGCUCUGGUGAAGGGGGAGCGGUGGUUUUUUUGGGGGGGGAAAUUCCUUUUUUCCCAUAGUUUUUUCCCCUCUCGCGGAGCCUUUGCUGAGCUUCUAGGAUCCCGGCGGGUCCGGCCCUUCCCGAUCCUGGAGGGGCUCAGGGAAUGCGGGGCAGAUCCAGGCCGGAUCCAGCUGCGAUCUGCCGCCACUUCCCGCUUUUCUCCCGGCCCGGAUCCAGGAGCAGGAGCCGGGACAAUCCCUCCCCAGAUCCCGCCCAGGGAUCCAAGGAUAAAAUCCCUUCCCCUGGGAAUGGGCUCCCGGGGGACCCAGGGGCUUGGAUCGGGAAGAAAUUCCUGGGUUUUCUCCUCAUAGGAGCUCCGGGAACACCCCGAGCUCCCAUCCCGAGCUCCCAUCCCGAGCUCCCAUCCCGAGCUCCCAUCCCGAGCUCCUCCUGGAAUGCCACGGGAAUUCCAACACCGCGAUCCCAAAGGACCCGUCUGGGCUGGACCCACCGCUCGAGCCAAAGAUUCACAAAGCAUUCCCAGUGGGAAUGGGGGGAAGAUGGGGAAAAGCAGGGAAGCGGAGCUGCCUUUAAGCCAUGAACAUUCCCGAUGUGCUCCGGAAUUCCCGGCAGGACAAACAUUCCUUAUCCAGCUUAUCCCGGGAAUCCCUCGGAGGGCGGGGAUUUGGGAGUGGAUCCAGCUCUGGAAUUCCCAGUGGGAUCUGGGCCCCUGUAGGGCCAGCAGUUAACGCCUUUAAUUAACGCCUUUAAUUAAGAAAUACCUGUAAUAAACACCUUGAAUAGAGGAACGGUUUUUAAUGAAUGCAUUUAAUUAAUGAGCACUUUGAAUUAAUAAUGACUUCUUAAUAAACACCUUGAAUAAACUCCUCGGGUUUUUCUAAA
Messenger RNA from Poecile atricapillus (Black-capped chickadee), 2220 nucleotides. RefSeq names its product immunoglobulin superfamily containing leucine-rich repeat protein-like. The record is from RefSeq and is a predicted model, not a curated record. Lineage: Eukaryota; Metazoa; Chordata; Aves; Passeriformes; Paridae. Gene Ontology annotation, molecular function: protein binding. Bases 94 to 1347 code for a protein of 417 amino acids. The transcript is spliced from 2 exons.